AUGGCGACUCCAUCCAAUGAUAUCAAGUCCAAGGUCUCGAUCGAGCACAUCGAUACACUAGACAAACCGCAAAAUGUCGUUGCAUUGGACAAAUUCGGAGCCGCUACCGAGUAUACCCCUGAAGAGAAAUCUCUGGUCAGGAAGUUGGAUACCCAUAUGAUGCCAAUGCUUUGGAUCAUGUACUUCAUGAAUUUCCUUGAUCGUAAUGCCAUUGUCAACGGGAAGAUCAACGGCAUGGACAAGGAUCUCAAUUUGCAGGGGACAGAAUACAACACAUGCGUGAGCAUCUUCUUCGUCGGUUAUCUCGUGGGGCAGGUACCUUCAAAUAUGCUCUUGACUCGUGUCAAGCCCUCCCACUACAUGGCCGGUUGGACGAUGGCAUGGGCAAUCGUAUCGACACUCAUGGUUCUCGUGAAAGACUACCACGGCAUGUUGGCAUGCAGACUUGUACUCGGAAUGACGGAGGCGCCGUUCUACCCGGGAGCACUGUACAUGAUCAGCUCUUUUUACACACGUAAGGAGACCGCAACGAGGAUGUCGGUGUUCUAUACUGGCAACUUGCUUGCGAGUUCCUUCUCUGGUCUUAUCGCAGCUGGAAUAUUCGCCGGACUGGACGGGAAAAAGGGCUUGGAAGGAUGGAGAUGGCUGUUCCUCAUUCAGGGAGUCUUCACAGUUCUCAUCGCGGCGAUGGCAUUCUUCCUCCUACCUAACGCACCCCUUCAAACCCGGUGGCUCACUCCGGCCCAGCGACAACUAGCACAUAGCCGCAUCGAACAAGAUACGACCCAGAAGCGAGACAAGGUCAACGUCUGGAAAGGUCUCCGAGAGGCAGCAGUCGACUACCGCACCUGGGUCUUUGCACUCAUGCAAAACCUUCACUUGUCAGCGAAUGGCUUCAAGAAUUUCCUACCAACAGUCGUAAAGACAUUAGGUUUCAAUCAGACCAUCACCCUCGUACUGACCUGUCCUCCGUAUCUCAUCUCAGCCUUUGUGUCGGUAGCAGUAUCCUGGUCUUCUGGUCGGUUCAAUGAGCGCACCUGGCACAUCACGCUCUCCAAGGCCGUCGCGAUUGUAGGCUUCAUCGUGGGAACUGCCACCUUGAACAUUGGCGCGCGGUAUUUCGCCAUGGUGCUCUUCGUAGGAGCGACGUAUGGUGUCAACAACAUCGUGCUAGCUUGGACCGCCGCUGUACUCGGCCAGACGGACGAGAAGAAAUCAGUCGCGUUGGCUAUCGUCAAUACAUUGGGCAACCUCUCCUUCGUUUACACACCGUAUCUGUGGCCCGACAGCGAUGCACCGCGCUUUGGCAAGGCCAUGUAUGCGAGCGUGGGCUUCUCGGCGGGUGUGGUACUGUGUGCGUGGGUGAUGAGACUUAUCUUGAUGAGAGACAACAAGAAGAUCCGUGCAUCGGACAACGAGGCUAUCAACUUCUACGUGUACUAA
Molecule: messenger RNA, 1443 nt
Organism: Alternaria burnsii
Lineage: Eukaryota; Fungi; Ascomycota; Dothideomycetes; Pleosporales; Pleosporaceae
Product: mfs transporter
Exons: 7
Coding region: 1-1443 (480 amino acids)
Biological process (GO): transmembrane transport
Cellular component (GO): membrane
Molecular function (GO): transmembrane transporter activity
Source: RefSeq, a predicted model, not a curated record